Molecule: messenger RNA, 1801 nt
Organism: Seriola dumerili (greater amberjack)
Lineage: Eukaryota; Metazoa; Chordata; Actinopteri; Carangiformes; Carangidae
Gene: ctsk
Product: cathepsin K-like
Exons: 8
Coding region: 108-1100 (330 amino acids)
Biological process (GO): immune response
Cellular component (GO): lysosome
Molecular function (GO): cysteine-type endopeptidase activity
Source: RefSeq, a predicted model, not a curated record
AAAAUCCAAACCCAUAUAAACUCACACACUGACCUACUUUGUCAGCAGAGGAAGACGGAGUCAGACUCACAGGACUUCACUGAAACUCUUUAACUUUGGACGAAAGGAUGUUGUCGUUUGUGUGCGUGGUGCUGCUGGCGGCCUCAGCUCUGGGUCAUCUGGAUGAAGCCUCUCUGGACGCCCAGUGGGAGCAGUGGAAGAUCACACACAGGAAAGAGUACAAUGGCCUGGAUGAGGAGGGGAUCCGCAGGGCCAUCUGGGAGAAGAACAUGCGCAUGAUCGAGGCCCACAACCAGGAGGCAGCGCUGGGCAUUCACUCCUACGAGAUGGGGAUGAACCACCUGGGAGACAUGACGUCAGAGGAAGUGGUUGAGAAGAUGACCGGCCUGCAGAUCCCCAAUAACCGCGAGCGCAGCUUCACCAUGGCUCUGGAUGAUAAGGUGUCCAGGAUUCCCAAAUCUGUCGACUACCGCAAGAAGGGGAUGGUGACGCCAGUGAAGAACCAGGGCUCCUGUGGCUCCUGUUGGGCCUUCAGCUCAGCUGGGGCCCUCGAGGGCCAGUUGGCCAAGCAGACAGGUCAGCUGGUGGACCUCAGUCCUCAGAACCUGGUGGACUGCGUCACAGAGAACGACGGCUGCGGAGGAGGAUACAUGACCAACGCUUUCAAGUACGUCCAGGAAAACGAAGGCAUCGAUUCUGAGGUGGCCUACCCGUACGUCGGAGAGAACCAGCCCUGCCGCUACAACUCAUCGGGCAUGGCAGCUCAGUGCAGAGGCUACAAAGAAGUCCCAGAGGGCGACGAGCACGCUCUGGCUGUUGCACUGUUUAAAGUGGGUCCAGUUUCCGUGGGCAUCGACGCCACGCAGAGCAGCUUCCAGUUCUACCAGAGAGGUGUUUACUACGAUCGCAACUGCAACAAAGAGGACAUCAAUCACGCUGUGCUGGCAGUGGGCUACGGAGUGAACACCAAGGGGAAGAAGUUCUGGAUCGUCAAGAACAGCUGGAGCGAGAGCUGGGGCAACAAGGGCUACAUCCUGAUGGCACGUAACCGUGGCAACCUCUGCGGCAUCGCCAACCUCGCCAGCUACCCCAUCGUGUGAGGAGAUCGGAGAGUACGGAGCUCAGAGGGAGACGAGGGGAGGACAACGGGGGCUCUGCUCAGACUACGAUACAUGAGAAGAGAUCCUUCCAAAUCUCAGUGAAAACAUAUUUUUAAAAAUUCAAAUAGGACUCACUGUCAUUUGGAAUGAAUCUCCUCUGGUAUCAGAAAGGGUUAAAUGAAAUGGACUCUUGGAUUCAAGCGUCCUUAAAUAACAUCUGAGGACGUUUUGGUUAUCUUGAAUAAUUUGAAGCACUUUGAGCCCCUCAAGUCUUUUCAGUUUUAUCUCCAGAGCAGCAGACUUCCACUGUGGUCGGCUCCGUAGAGAAACACAUACAAUCCCAGUACCUCCAGGGCAUGGCGUUAGUAACACUUACCAACGUGCCAAGUUAAAUCUGCUCCAGUGACCCAGUGUUUGGCUGAUAGUCCGUGAUGCUUUCAGUCUCUCGUUUUUUAAUUACAGUGUGUGUGUGUGAAAACGACUUAAAUUUAAAUUCAGUGUGGCAGGAAACAUUGCUGGGCAAUGAGAGCUCCUCCUCUCCUGUUGACGCUGAGUCCUUUAAAAUCCUGCACAGUUUUUCUUUUCAUCAUGUCAAACUUGUUGUUGUUGUUGUUGUUGUUCUGUUCAGCACUUUUCUGAUGAUUAAACUGUUAACUGAUGUUUUCUAUGAAAUUGAAUAAAGGUUUCAUUUUGAAUUUGAA